Messenger RNA from Paramecium octaurelia, 4101 nucleotides. Lineage: Eukaryota; Ciliophora; Oligohymenophorea; Peniculida; Parameciidae. The record is from the annotation of a GenBank genome assembly.
AUGUAGAAAGCAGAACAAGUUGAAGAUAAUCAACUGCUGACAAAUAAAUCGACUGCAAAACCUAGUUAACAAAUUGAAUCACUUGCGACUUAGAAGAUGGUUCCCUAUAAGGAGCUUUAUAGAUAUGCCACAUCUUCAGACAAAUUUUUAAUUUUGAUUGGCAUCAUAUCAUCAGCGGGUAACGGAGUAACAAUGCCAAUGUUCUCCGUGAUAUUUGGUGAUAUGACUGAUGCAUUCUCUGGGGAUGAUCCAGAUAAAAUGCUUAGAGCUGCAGGAAUAUCCGCAAUGUAUACAUGGAGAAUUAAUAUUUUAUAGAUGGUUCUUAGUCUUAGCUGGCUGUUCUUGGUUGCUUUCUUUCUUAAGUUUCUCAACAUUCAUGAUAUCUGGAGAAAGACAGUGUAUUAGAAUGAGAAAAGAAUAUUUUGGAGCAAUUUUGAAGUAAGAGGUUGGUUGGUUUGAUUCAAUAAAUCCAAAUGAACUUAACACUAAAGUGGCUGACGAAACUUUUGCAGUAGAAGGCGCAAUUUAAGAAAAGGCAGGAACCUUUAUAAUGACAUUCUCCACAUUUAUUUGUGGAUUUAUAAUAGGAUAUUCAUAGUAUAUAUAAAUUUAAAUAAUUAGUGGUUGGUAACUAGCUUUAGUGAUUACAGCGGCAAUGCCAUGUUUGGCCUUCUCGGUGGUUAUAAUGACAGUAGUAGUGAUGAAAUCUGUAAAAUCCACUUAGGAAUGCUACUCAACUGCUGCAGCAGAAUCUGAACAAGCUUUGAAUGCGAUAAAAACAGUGAAAAUGUUGGAUGGAGAAGAUUAUGAAUGCGAGAAAUAUUCGAGACAACUUGUGGUGGCAGCCAGAACUAAUGUUAAAUAUAGUCUAUUCUCAGGAAUGGCUUUAGGAUCUAUAUUUGCAUUUAUGAUUUGGACUUAUGCAUUAGGCUUUUAUUAUGGAGCUAAAUUAUUAUCUGAUUAAGUGACUAAUACCAAUACUGGACUUAUUUACACUGUAGGAGAUGUUAUGACUGUUUUCUUUGCUAUUUUGAUGGGUAGCUUUUCAAUAGGAUAAGCUGGUCCAUGUUAUUAAGCAUUUGCAAAAGGAAAGGUAGCUGGAGCAUAGAUCUUUUUCAUUAUUGAUCGUAUUCCAAAGAUAUAGAAUCCAAUUAAUCCAAAACCAUUAAAGCAUUUCAACGGUGAGAUCAUUAUUGAGGAUGUGGAUUUCUUUUAUCCAGCUAGACCAGAUACUUAAAUUUUAAAUAAAUGUUCUUUAAAAAUACCAAAAGGAAAGAAAGUGGCUCUUGUGGGAGAAAGUGGUUGUGGAAAGUCUACAAUUUUACAAUUAAUAGAACGAUUUUAUGAUGUUAAUGAAGGAAGAGUUUUGAUAGGCGAUGAUAGGAUUGAUGUAAGGGACUUGGACUUAAGAGAUUAUAGAACUUAAAUAGGUUUGGUUGGAUAAGAACCUAUGUUGUUUGCAACCAGUAUUAGAGACAAUCUUUUGUAUGGAAAAACCGAUGCUACUGAGGAGGAAUUAAUUGACUCAUUGAAAAAAGUGAAUGCUUGGGAUUUCGUUAGUAAAAUGGAGAAGGGACUAGAUACUUAUGUAGGAAUGGGAGGAAGUUAAUUAAGUGGUGGUCAAAAACAAAGAAUUGCAAUAGCAAGAGCAAUUCUCAAAAAGCCAAAGGUGUUAUUAUUAGAUGAAGCAACAAGUGCCUUAGAUAGAACAAAUGAAAAGUUGAUCCAAGAGACUCUUGAUGAAGUCUCAUAAGGUAUUACAACCAUUGUAAUUGCUCACAGAUUGAGUACAAUAUAAAAUGCAGAUAUCAUUUAUGUGUUUGCAGGUGGUAAGGUAGUUGAAACUGGCACUCAUUAGGAACUCAUGAAUUUACAUGGUAAAUAUGAAUAAUUGGCAAAAAAUCAAAUUACAUCACAUUAGAAAGAGGAAUAGUAAUAGGCUAAUAAUUUGAACCCAAACUAAAAUAACCACUAAUCGAAGGAUUAAAAUGAUCAAUAGGAUGUAGACGUAGGUUCUGUUUUGUCUGUGAAUUAAUUUGGUUCAGAUUAACCACAUGUCGUUGAAAAGGUCAUUAAGGAAAUCAAGGAUAUUAAAUAGUUGAACAUCCAACUUAAAACCAAAGAUCAAAAUAACUUUUAGGAGAUGAAAACGCAAAGUUCUUAAAAUGAUUCUAAUGAUGCUUAAAUUAUGGGAAGGUUGUUUAGUUAUGGAAAAGAGGAAAGAUGCGUUUUGAUAUUAGGAUUAGUAGCAGCUCUUAUUAAUGGUUGCAUCUUCCCAUGCUUUUCGUUAUUUUUCUCUGAUAUGAUUACAUUGUUGGCUGAAAGUGAUCCCAAUCUCUAUCCUAAUCCUGAAAUUAGGGAUAUAAAGAUGGAAAAAGUAAAGAGUGACUCAGCUGAUAUAGCACUAUGGUUCUUCUUAUUUGGUUUAGGUUUCUUAGUAUUCUAAACAUUGGAGAGCUUCUUUUUAUCAAUUGUUGCAGAGAACCUAACUAUGAAAUUGAGAAAUUUCACGUUCAGGAAAUUACUUAGAAUGCCUAUUGCUUUCUUUGAUAAGCCAGAAAAUAAUGCUGGUACCUUAACUGCUAGAUUAAGUGUAGAUUGUAAAACAGUUUAAAGUUUGACUUCAACAAUUAUUGGAUUCAAACUUUAAAAUGCUUCUGCACUGAUUUGUGGUAUGGCAAUUGCAUUUUCUUCGAGUUGGGCCUUGACUCUCAUAGUGUUGGCUACUGCACCAUUCAGAUGGAUUGGUAUGAAAUUGAGAACAAAAUAUAUGGGAGCUUUGAGUGGUUCCAAUAAAGGAGAUAGUUUCAAGGAUGCUGGAAAUCUAAUUAUGGAGGCAGUCACAAAUAUUAGAACUGUGUUUUCUUUUGGAAAUGAAAAUAUCAUUUUGGAUGUAUUUAUCAAAUCUUAUAAUUUAGGAUUACACAAAAAGAAUCCAAGAACCUUUAGAAUAAUGUACAUCGAAGGGUCUUUAGGCUGGUAGUGCUUUUGGAUUUUCAUAAAUGCAACCAAUGCUCAUCAAUGCACUGGUCUUCUAUUGUGGAGCUCUAUUAGUGAAAUACGAAAAUUUGGAUGUUAAUGAUAUGUUUAGAGCAAUCUUCGGAAUUACAUUUGCUACUAUGGGUGGUGCUAGAGACUCUCAUUUUGUAGGAGAUGUUGAGAAAGGCAGAACAGCUGCUAAAAACAUUUUUGAGAUCUUGGAUUCAGUUGAUGAAUUCUAAAUUGAAGAGUGUAAAUAUUUACAUAUUAUAUUUUUAGAAAAAUAAUUUAAGAAAUUGAAGACUUAAAUUAAAGGACAUAUUGAAUGUAAAAAUUUGUCAUUCAAAUACCCAACCAGAGAGAAGAAUGUUUUUACUAAUUUAAGUUUAACAAUUCCUUCUGGCUAAAAGGUUGCCUUUGUUGGAUCAAGUGGUUGUGGUAAAUCAACCAUUAUGUAAAUGCUCAUGAGAUUCUACGAUCCAGAUUAAGGAAUAAUACUGGUUGAUGGGUAGGAUAUUAGGGAUUACGAUAUAAGACAUUUGAGAAAACAAUUAGCUAUUGUGUCAUAAGAACCAGUUCUAUUUAAUGGAACUAUUAAAGAAAACAUACAGUAUAAUAGUCAAGGUGUCACUAUGGAAUAAAUCGAAUAGGCUGCCAAAAAGGCUAAUGCUUAUGACUUUAUUGUUAAUGAUUAAUUUGAAAAUGCUCCAGACGAGAAACAAUAAGAUUUUGGAAAAGGAUUUCAUAAAAAAGUAGGACCUAAAGGAUCACAAAUAUCAGGAGGAUAAAAACAAAGAAUUGCUAUAGCUAGAGCAGUACUUAGGAAUGCUAGCAUACUUUUACUAGAUGAAGCCACAAGUGCAUUGGAUGCUAAGUCUGAGGAAAUUGUAUAAGAGAGUCUUAAUAACAUAAUGAAGGAUAAUACUACUUUGUCAAUAGCUCACAGAAUUUCAACUAUCAAAGUAACAUAUCAUAUAAUAUUCUUAGGAUUCUGAUAUAAUCUACGUGUUUGAUAAUGGUAUGAUAGUGGAAUAAGGUACUUACAAUUACUUAGUUGGCCUCAAAUAAUUCUUUUACAGAAUGGAAAAAGGGAUAGCCAUUAAUUCAACAAAAAAUUCUUGA